Molecule: messenger RNA, 3537 nt
Organism: Salvelinus fontinalis (brook trout)
Lineage: Eukaryota; Metazoa; Chordata; Actinopteri; Salmoniformes; Salmonidae
Product: ADP-ribosylation factor-like protein 15
Exons: 6
Coding region: 563-1183 (206 amino acids)
Molecular function (GO): GTP binding; GTPase activity
Source: RefSeq, a predicted model, not a curated record
UUCCUGCAACAUAUCCUGUACAGCCCAAACUCGGAUUCUUGCGAGGGAAUUAAGUACCAAAACAAAUCCAGGUGAAAAGAAGGCCGUGCAUAGAAUAUCAUGUUUAGAUUUAUGUUAGCUAGUCUAUAAGAAAAUAGUAAUUGCAUAACCCACAGAGUUUUAACGCGUCGAAACCAACACGCUCUGCACACAUUGAUUAUAUUGCUGUUUUUGGCCAAGGUGGGGAAUACAAAGGCUAAAUAGUUUACACCAGAACAAGAUUUGAAUGCAUCCAUUUUACCUGGAAUACGCCGACCAACUUCUUAGCUGAAAUCUCUCUUUUUUGAAGAGCACGUCAAACUGAAGUAUUUCAUGGAUUAUCUGCCUCUACUUCCCAGAUGAAGUUGCCGAGAGCGGGCGAUGGGCUUCGUUGGAUCAUAACUCCGACUGGAGUCCUGUCGCUUUCCUCCUGCUGCUGCUCUGUCUCACUCUGUUCUGUCUCCCUCUCUGACCGUGUCCUCUGUCUGUUGCUGUCGGUGACUCGUUAGUUGUUGAGGAAAGCGCUUGCCUUUAGCCGUGGACAAUGUCUGAGUGCAUGCAUCUCACCCUAUGCAUUUGCAGGAUUGGCGCCUAUACGUGUUUCAGGACACUGUGCUGUAAAGGACAGCCCCCUCCCAGACCAGAGUAUGACCUGGUGUGUAUUGGACUCACAGGUUCUGGGAAGACCAGCCUACUGUCAAGACUCUGCAGUGAAGCCACUGACAACAUUGGGCCAACGACGGGUUUCAGCAUCAAAGCUGUUCCAUUCCAGAAUGCCAUUCUGAACGUGAAAGAGCUCGGAGGAGCGGACUCGAUAAAGAAGUACUGGUCGCGGUACUACCAGGGUUCCCAGGGGGUGGUGUUUGUCCUGGACAGCGCCUCCACAGACGAGGAUCUGGAGAUGGCCAGAACUGAGCUUCACUCUGCCCUGCAGCACCCCCAGCUCUGUACCCUGCCCUUCCUCAUACUGGCCAACCACCAGGACAAACCAGCCGCUCGCACCACACAGGAGAUAAAGAAGUAUUUUGAACUGGAGCCCCUGGCCCGAGGGAAGAGCUGGAUUCUAGAGGGCAGCUCAGUGGACAACAUAGAUGCCGUGAAGCAGAGCUUCACUCAGCUUAUUGAGCUGCUGGAAGACAAGGACCAAGACACAGGCAGGAUAUGAGCCGGGAUGUGCACAUCUACUAGGAACUGCAAAUCCCACAGGAACUACAGACUCCACAUGACCUGCACAUCUAUAGGGAACUACAAAUCCCAGAAGACCUGCCGAGUACAUGAACUACAAUCCCCAUAGGUCCUGUACAUCUACUGGGUACUACGAAACCAACAGGUCGUGCUGAGCUACAGAGACUACAAAUCCCACAGAUCUCACAGGACGUGCUGAGCCACAAGAACUACAAACCCCACACGGCCCUGUUAAACCAUAGGAACUAUAAACCCCACAUCGGUCUAUAGUCGGACCGAACAGGAGCUACAUCAUAGCUACAAAGCCAAUGGGAUGGCAAACCACAAUGGAUUCACCUGAUCCCAGAGGAGUCAUAGAGCAUGGAGUCAUUCCCCGCCACCGAGAAUCUAUGGACCUCCAUGGUUUUCAUGGUAAGAGGAUGGAAAAGUCUACUACGGUUUUCAAGCUGUAGAGACCUAGUGGACUCCACGAAAGAAGGACCCAUUUCAUGUGGGAAAUGCAUCGCCUCCACUCAAAAUAUAUAUCCCUAUUUAAGACUUACAGAACACCAGUUUGACACUAUCUGUAAUGUGUUAUUAUAAUUCUUGUUAUUCACUCACCAUUGUUCUUGUACAUUGAAUGACUGAUAGUUGCACAUUGCUACUAGACUGUCUGUGGUAAGUGAACACGUUUGCGUGACGUUUAGAGUAACUGGGAUACGCUUUAUCUCCUGUAGCACAUUUCUUACAGAGAAUGCAUUUCAACGUGCUUGACAAAUAAAAUAACGAAAGGGGAGAGUUAAGAACGUAAAUAUGUUUUCUGUACAAAUAUACACUGAGUGCACAAAACAUUAGGAACACCGGCUCUUUCCAUGACACAGACUGACCAGGAGAAUCCAGGUGAAAGCUGUGAUCCCUUUAUGAAUCCACUUCCAUCAGUGUGGAUGAAGGAGAGGAGACGGGUUGAAUAAUGAUUUUUAAGCCUUGAGACAACUGAGACAUGGAUUGUGUAUGUGUGCCAGUCAGAGGGUGAAUGGGCAAGACACAAUGUUGAAGUGCCUUUUGACCUGGGUAUGGUAGUAGGUGUGUUUUUCCACACUCAACAGUUUCCCCAUCUAUAUCAAGAAUGAUCCACCAGCCAAAGGACAUCCAGACAACUUGAUACAACUGUGGGAAGCAUUGGAGUCAACAUGGGCCAGCAUCCCUGACGAAUUGAGGCUGUUCUGAGGGCAAACGGGAUUUAACUUAGUAUUAGGAAGGUGUUUGUAAUAUUUUGGACACUCAGUGUAUCAUGCUCAAUAGUGAUUUAUCCCACAACACUUUCUGGUCUGUAACAAAUAGUUUCUACUUCACUGCCUUAAUGUGUUUUAAAAGCCAAACCUUUUUCUAAGUGUCUUCACAAACAAGUGUUGGUUCGAUUUUUUUUUUUUCUCCCUCAACUCCACAACAUCAAUUUGCUGGACGCAGAUAGAGGUGAGACUUAAUUUGAGUUUGAAUUAAAAGCUUUCUCCCACUGUUUUCACCGAAAUGCAUACGGCGUAGAAUUAACUUUAGAUAGUAUGUCGAAGUAUUUGAGUGAUUUGAUAGUCUUGUUACUGAGGGGCGGAACUCCUGCCCCUCUGUGUUUUUAAGAAAAGGUGUAGUAUGCGAUUGGAUGUAGUUUGCACGGCACAGCCAAUGACAUUUAUAUCAGGAUGAAGAUUCUCAAUGAAUAGUACAGAGUCUUCACAGUGAACGGUGUGUUUCGUGUACAGCGAUGAUGUUGCUACUGAAAAUUGAAUGUAAAAAAAAAAAAACACUCCUGUACCUGAGCGAGUCAGCACCCAAUGUUGUCAAUUAGUGCCUCGACGCUGUCAAUCAUCUGCGACUGCUGUUCCCUGCUGAUGACGUCAUCUGUUUGGUUGCUCCGCCCCCCUGGACCUUUGAGAUGACCCGCCUGGUUUCCGCGGUUACCAGACCAGCCGUGUGCCACAGGUGUAGCUCGAGAGUGCUAGAUCUAGGAUACCUGGUGUUUGUUUAGUCUUUUUAGGGCGAAGUAUACCAAUAUUUAAACAUGUUGUAUUUAUAGUAACGUAUCGAUCAAGUGUUUAUACCCUGAUAGCCAAACUCUUCAAGUUGCCUAUUUUCUAAUUCAUUUAUAUCUAUAUCAAGAUCAAUUUGUACAUUUGUUACAGAUGGUUUUGUUAUAAUCUGCAAGGGCAGGCACAUGUCUGUGUUUAUACUGGAAGAUGAAAUUGACAUUUAGCAGUUUUGCUUUACUGGCUUAGUCUAUUCUGAAGGUCUACUGUGUAUAUACAUAAUUUAUGCAUAACUCCACUUGGCAACAUGGACAAUAAAGGCAAAAGAAAAAGGACA